CUGCAGGUUACGUCCACGUAUCCGAAGGAUUCCCUUUCAAAGUCUGCUCCAGCCUUGCUGGCAGGUGAAUUUAGUAGCUCCUGCUUCUGUGAAACAGUGGAAACCAGGGCAGCCCAGCAGGCAGGAGGAACUCCUCCCCUCACUCUGCGAUCUGUUACCUCCCCCUCCUGUGGAAGCACCAGCAGCAGCAGCAACAGAGGAGCUGCCGUGCCUUUGACGGAGCAGAUACAGUAAGCCGGAGUCAGAGCUACACCCCCCACAUAGCCAUGGCAGACAACGCCGGCUUGGAAAACCACCGCAUCAAGAGCUUUAAAAACAAGGGGCGCGAUGUCGAGACUAUGAGAAGACAUCGAAAUGAGGUGACGGUUGAGUUGAGAAAGAAUAAACGAGACGAACAUUUACUGAAGAAGAGAAAUGUCCCACAGGAGGAGAGUCUGGAGGAUUCUGAUGUGGAUUCAGACUUUAAAGGGCAAAAUGUUACACUUGAUGCAAUCUUACAGAACGCAACCAGUGACAAUGCUGUUAUACAGCUCAGUGCAGUGCAAGCAGCCAGAAAACUUCUCUCCAGUGACAGAAACCCUCCUAUUGAUGACUUGAUAAAGUCUGGGAUCCUGCCCAUCUUAGUCAAAUGCCUGGAAAGGGAUGACAAUCCUUCACUUCAGUUCGAGGCAGCCUGGGCUCUGACCAACAUCGCCUCUGGGACGUCAGCACAGACUCAGGCUGUGGUUAAAUCAAACGCAGUGCCCUUGUUCCUGCGGCUGCUACACUCUCCUCACCAGAACGUCUGUGAACAGGCCGUAUGGGCUUUAGGAAACAUCAUAGGCGACGGUCCACAGUGCAGGGAUUAUGUCAUCUCCCUGGGCGUAGUGAAGCCUCUGCUUUCCUUCAUCAACCCAUCUAUCCCCAUCACCUUCCUCCGCAAUGUCACCUGGGUCAUCGUUAACCUCUGCCGCAACAAGGAUCCGCCUCCGCCCAUGGAGACGGUGCAAGAGAUUUUGCCUGCUCUCUGUGUGCUAAUAUAUCACACUGAUAUAAAUAUACUCGUAGACACAGUGUGGGCUCUGUCCUAUCUGACGGACGGAGGAAACGAACAGAUCCAGAUGGUCAUUGAUUCUGGAGUUGUUCCAUUUCUUGUGCCUCUCCUCAGCCAUCAGGAGGUGAAAGUUCAGACUGCAGCUCUGAGGGCAGUUGGAAACAUUGUGACAGGAACAGACGAGCAGACCCAGGUGGUUCUCAACUGCGAUGUUCUCUCACAUUUCCCCAAUCUGCUCACCCAUCCUAAAGAAAAGAUUAACAAGGAAGCUGUCUGGUUCUUGUCCAACAUCACAGCUGGGAACCAGCAGCAGGUCCAGGCUGUUAUCGAGGCCGGGCUAAUUCCUAUGAUCAUCCACCAACUGGCCAAGGGCGACUUUGGCACUCAGAAGGAAGCAGCAUGGGCCAUCAGCAACCUCACCAUCAGUGGGAGGAAAGACCAGGUGGAGUUCUUAGUGGAGCAGAAUGUCAUCCCUCCCUUCUGUAACCUGCUGUCAGUGAAGGACUCUCAGGUGGUGCAGGUUGUCCUGGACGGCCUCAAGAACAUCCUCAUCAUGGCUGGAGACGAAGCCAGCACCAUUGCUGAAAUCAUAGAGGAGUGUGGAGGUUUGGAGAAAAUAGAAAACUUGCAGCAACAUGAGAAUGAAGAUAUCUACAAAUUAGCCUUUGAGAUCAUUGAUCAGUACUUUUCAGGAGAUGAUAUUGAUGAGGACCCCAGCUUGAUCCCUGAAACCACUCAAGGAGGAACCUUCAACUUUGACCCAGCAUCCAACAUGCAAACAAAGGAGUUCAAUUUCUAAAAAGCCAGGAUGUUUGGUUCCACUAGUUGCAGGGGCGUCCUGUAAUUACCGCAGACAUUCAUCCAUCUCUCCCAACAAUCUGGCAAACCCGGUACAGAGGGAUUUUAAAACACCAUGCUCGCCACUAAAGGAUUUAAAUCACAGCCACUUCUGCACUGUGGGGAGCUUUUUCUUUGUCUUGUUUUUUUUUUUUAAGUUCCUUCUAGUGCAACUCUUCAUACUAGUUGUUCAGCUGGCAACCUGCAUGAGGAGAACCGUCAGUGCUGCCAGUGCUUCUAUCACUCAAAGGUAAAAC
Poecilia latipinna (sailfin molly) is the source of this 2127-nucleotide messenger RNA. It is a transcript of the gene kpna3, whose product is annotated as karyopherin alpha 3 (importin alpha 4). Gene Ontology annotation, biological process: protein import into nucleus. Gene Ontology annotation, molecular function: protein binding; nuclear import signal receptor activity. Lineage: Eukaryota; Metazoa; Chordata; Actinopteri; Cyprinodontiformes; Poeciliidae. The record is from RefSeq and is a predicted model, not a curated record. Bases 267 to 1832 code for a protein of 521 amino acids. Gene Ontology annotation, cellular component: cytoplasm. The transcript is spliced from 17 exons.